GGGGCUACUUUUUGAGUGGUUGUAUUGUAAGCGUCAGGUGUGAGGUCAAUUUACUAAAACAGAACAGAACUGUUUCGUUCGUUUGUUGAUGUUGACACUGUUGAACUGAUGAAUUAGUUUGGACCAGCCCUUUGUGAUUAAAUAAUUGGUGAUUAUUUAAGCCAUAAAGAUGCCUGAAGAGAAAACAGAAGAGAGUUCGCCAGCCAAGAAGGUUGUGCCUGUGCCCAAGGGUAAGGCAGUUUUGGCUCGUGUAACUCUGUUGGAUGGAUCCUUGGUGGACAUCAGCAUUGAUAGGAAGGCCAAAGGAGAAGAUUUGUUAGAGAAGGUUUGUGACCACAUAAACCUGCUGGAGAGGGACUACUUUGGGUUGACGUACGAGGACAGACACGACCCCCACAACUGGGUGGAACUUGACAAGAGGAUCGGCAAGUUUGUCAAGAAUGAACCAUGGAAAUUCAACUUCGAAGUCAAGUUUUACCCUCCAGACCCAGCUCAACUACAAGAAGACAUCACGAGAUACCAGCUCUGUCUACAGAUCAGAAACGAUAUUCUCAGUGGAAAAUUGCCAUGCUCGUUUGUGACGUAUGCACUCCUCGGAUCAUACCUGGUCCAAUCAGAGCUUGGCGACUAUGAUCCAGCAGAACACAAGAACACCGACUAUCUCAAAGAGUUCCGCUUUGCUCCCAACCAAAGUGCGGAUCUCGAGGAUAAAGUCAUGGAACUACAUAGAACACACAAAGGUCAGACCCCGGCGGAGGCUGAGCUCCACUACCUGGAGAAUGCCAAGAAGCUGGCCAUGUACGGAGUAGACCUUCACCAGGCCAAGGACUCUGAGGGUGUGGACAUCAUGCUGGGCGUCUGCUCAUCUGGCCUGCUUGUCUACAGAGACAAGUUGAGAAUAAACAGAUUUGCUUGGCCUAAAAUCCUCAAGAUCUCGUACAAACGUCACAACUUUUAUGUCAAGAUUCGUCCUGGAGAGUUUGAACAAUUUGAAUCAACAAUUGGGUUUAAACUCGCAAAUCACAGAGCAGCUAAGAAACUUUGGAAAGUUUGUGUGGAACACCAUACUUUCUUCAGGCUUGCGACCCCUGAACCACCCAACAAGGCAGGUAUUUUCCCUCGGCUCGGCUCCAGAUUCCGCUACUCUGGUCGCACUCACUUUGAGACCAAGAGGAACCCAAUAGAACGCCCGGCUCCACAGUUCGAGCGUAGUCUUAGUGGCCGACGUCUCACCUCUAGAAGUAUGGAUGCUCUUGGUGUGCCGAGGACAGAAUACAAUGAUGCAAGUAAGAGACACACUAUGUCUCACCCUCCAGACCACAUCCCUGAAAUAGACAACAACAAACUUGGGAAACUGUCUCCCGCUAAGUCUAAGAUCAAGGAGAAAGUCAAAGACAAGCUGGGCAGUGCCAAUUCUUCCCAGUCGUCUGUCAGCUCGACCGAGGGCGAGUAUGAUGCGGAAACUAGCAAAGCCGAUGAUAAGCCUUCACAGAAACCAAUCGGAGGCGUAGCAGUACUUCCAACCAAGGCGCUGGGUCUCAACAAGUUGAAGGAAAAAGACAAGAAUACUUCCAAUGGCCUGUCGAACGAAAAUGAACACGAUGACGAAGAAAAAGAAAACAGAGCAACUGAAGGUGUUGUAAUAAAUACUACGAACUUGAUUGAAAAAGAAAAAGAAGCCGCAGAAUCUCCAAAGGGCCAGGAAGAUAAGAAAGGAAGGGAAAGCUCUCUUUCAAAAUUGAAGAGCCCAACAUUCCUUUUUGGACGCAAGGAAAAAGAUAGUAAGAAUGUAGCUGAUUCCAAAAAUGCAAAGGAAAAAGAUGGCAAGGAUGAAGAUGGUACCGGUAAAGAAAAAGAUAAAAAAGAUAAGGAGAAGAAAGAAAAGGAAAAGAAAGAUAAAAAGGACAAAGAAAAAGAGAAAAAGGCCAAAGAAGAAGAAAAAGAAAAGCUCAAGAAAGAGAAAAUUGAACUUGAAUUACUCGCUAAAGAGUCAAAGAGUAAAAAGGACAAAGACAACAAUGAAAAGAAAGACAAAGAAAAGAAGGAUAAAGAUAAGAAGGAUAAAGAUAAGAAAGAGAAAAAAGAAAAGGAGAAAAAAGAAAAAGAGAGCAAGAAAGACAAAAAAAGUAAAAAAGACGAAGGUAAGAAAGAUGGUAAAGACACGAGUUUUGUUAGUGAUAAAGACAGAUCUUUGACAUUAGAAUCCUCCUUUGACACAUCCUCGUCUCCUUCAAGUCCAAGUCAAUUCAAUGAAAGUGCAGAAGGAAAUAUUCCAGAAGGAUCACCUCUUCCAAUUUACACUAAACCUUAUGACUAUCUCGAGGAUGGUUCUGACCAGAAACAUAAAAAAGCACUAGUUGGAGCAUUUUCAUAUGAAAACAAAGAUAAAUUAGAAUCACCGAAGGAUGAGCAUGGCAACUCUUCAGGGCGUAAAGCUGUUGGCAUAGCUUUCAACUACGCCCCAGGAGAGGCUCAGAAAGUUGCUGAAACUGCUGCUGAGAAAAGAAAAACUCUCUUGGAAAAAAGCGGGAAUGAGCCUGAUGUAGUACCUGUUGGAUUGCGAACACCGGGACUUGAUUAUGUGGAAUCAGCAGCUCGGAAAGAGCAAUCCAAGCCUGGUGGUGAUUUGUCACCUACGUCCAAGCGUGCUUUGGAUAUGAAAGGAGGAGGAAUCUUUCAUUCCGGUAAAGACUCAAAGCCCGGAUCAACUUUUGGAUCAAAAACUCCUUCAGAAAAUCUUGUGACAAAAGUGACUGGAAAAGAAACAUCUAAAGAUCCCAAGUCAGGUCAACGAGGCACUGAUCAAUAUGGCAGACCACAAUUUGAUGAAGGAAUUAUCAGUGGUGCUUAUCCUUAUGGUGCAGCCGGGGAAUCUCCGAAACUGUUGCAAGAUAUCAACAGAGAUUUCCUGAGUGCCGAAAGGAGUCAUUUAUCUCCAGCUGGUGGAACUGUAGCUCAAGCUGGAGGGCCGAAAAUUGUGAAAACGACUACAAAAUCCAGCGUGGUUAAAGAUAGGGAAGGCGUCACUCAGAACAUUGAAGAGAAAGUAGAGGACUUGCAGUCUGGAGAAGUUACUGUGUCUACGCAUGUAAAUAAGGCUGAAGGGUUGGAAGACGCAGGGGGAAGAUCUCCGUAUGUUACAGCCACUGCUGUCACCACACGGACCGCCACCACCCAUGAGGAUCUGGGCACCAACGCUAAGACUAGUCAGGUGGAAGAAACAACCGUCGCACAAACAACAACCCACAGUGCUACCCGACAGGAGAAGAGAGUGGUUACACAAGAAGUACGAACGCAAUCAACAAUCGUUAGCGGAGACAAUCAGCUGAGUAGACGUUCCAGCACGUCCUCCUCUAGCUCAAAUGACUCCGGCACUCCCGUGGACUUUGACGGAUACUACGUCAAUGGCAGCUUCCAGAAGGAGCCGAUAGUCCAUACGGAGACGAUUGUGUACACCAGUGGUGGGGAGGGGAAUGGUGGGCUGCGGUCCACGACGGAGGUGCCUGUGGUUGCCACGGAGACUCGCACUGUCGCGCUAGAGAGUGACGAUGGCACGUACUCCGCCACGGGAGAGAUUGUCAGCUCACAGACCAUCAGCAGCAAGACACGCACAGUGGAGACUGUCACAUACAAGACAGAAAAGGAUGGUGUGGUAGAAACGCGGGUGGAACAGAAAAUCACUAUCCAGAGUGACGGAGACCCGAUAGACCACGAUCGGGCUCUGGCAGAAGCCAUCCAGGAGGCAACAGCAAUGAACCCUGACAUGACCGUGGAGAAGAUCGAGAUUCAGCAGCAGCAACAGCAGCCGCAGCACUGAGGUUUAUAGAGUAAACUGAAGCUUUGCCGAGCCUGCCUUAUCGCAAGGACGCCAACUCGCCGGUGUCAACGCUCUCAUGACUGUCGCUGGUUUUUUUAUCUCCUAUCCGAACAAACUUGUGUUAUCGUUAGCUAUAAUUUUUCCUUUAUCGCUUUUGUUCAUGAAAUGUAUAUUUCAUUUAACAUGUGGCAUUAGUAAUUAUAGGGGGUUGGUCACUUGCUUGUGCUAUCCACAUAAAAGGUGUUGUCUAGCAGACCGAGAGGCACAAUAAUAAGAGAUAUAUAUAAUUUAAACUUUUGGAGUUGAAAAGGCAAUAUGCAGGUAUGGUGUGUUAUUUGUGUUGAGAAACACAGAUAAAAUGUAUAUAUAACAGCAAGGGGUGGUGGCAAGCUAGUUUUCUUAUGUAUAGCUCUGGGUUUUCACAGGUAUAAAUUCAUAAUUUUUUUUAUAAAGUGCCUUACACUUGGUUUUUUUCUGAUUUGUGCUUUACGAACAAGCUACGCAUCUUUUUUCAUCUUUUAUUUUGUUCAUGGAUAGUUUUUGAUAGAAAAUUUGUUGAACUUGUGAAAAAGAUUAACGAGAACUUUCGGAAAAGGAUUGGUGAAAUCACUGCCAAACAUUUUUGAACGAAUCUUUUUGGUAUCAUUGGUUUUUGCAUUAAAAGUUUAGUUAGAAUCAUAUGCUCAUGUGUUAAAUAUGAAGUUUAAAUCCUAUUAGUGUUUAUUUUCAGAGUAGAUAUGCCAAAUUUGUAGUUUUCUAUCAUAACUAUCUUAAAUAUUGUAAAUACAAGUUUAGUUUAAAGAUAAAUGCUAAGCUCACAUAUUCAAAUGAGGAUCUAUAUAUGAAACAUAGAGAUUUAGUAUAACUUUUACACAACAGUUACGGUCAGCUGAUAGAGCAUCCCAGUAACGCUGAAGAGCAGUGCUUUUGCACAACCAGUUCGGCUGGUGUUGUAGUCUGGUAGAUUUCUUAUUAAAUUAUAAAUUGUAUAUGCAUUUAGGUUAGGGGAGUGUUUUCAGUUUGUUUUUCAAUAUUCCAAUUUAAAGGUUGGUUAAAAACCGUUACCUUUGUUAUGGUUACCUGUAAUAACAUUCAAGUAUUGGCCUACAGUGUUAUUAUUUUACUGGAAUCGAUUACUUUAUAUGUAGAACCUUUGAGAUAUUAUCAUCAGUAACAUCUAGUGUUGAAAGAUUCUCCUCUUGCUUAGUAAUUCCAUAAUUUAUUAACAUUCCAGGGUCACUAGAUAGAUGAAAAUUUCCAUUUCCAAGUAUGAGUAUUUUUGUAAGGUAGUAUUUUACAUAUCGUAAAAAGCACAUCACAUUAUUUAGUACCUGUUGAGUUGAAGUGUCAUUCCAGUUGAAAAGCGAACUCCAUGUUGGGAAAUUUUGUAUUCCAGAAAACCUCCCCCUAUUUUAAACACGGUCUGCUUGUUAAUAUAUUUGUAUGUAACGUUAAAUUUUAAUAUUUAAUAUAUUUAUAUGUUGAAAUAUUGUUUUGUAAUUUACUUGCUUUUCAUUUAGUCUUUCUAUCUUACAUUUCUUACAUUCCAACCUACCGUUAUUUACUGCAGGUAUAUUUAUAGCUUUUUUACUGUGUUAUUGUUUUAUAGAUUUUAUUAUAAUAUACACUUAAAAGUGAGUGUUCUCCCAUCUAUUUUUUGUAGUUGUUACUAGGUUUUUUGUAUGUAAUUUUUAAAUCACAGAAAUAAAGUGAAUUUUAGAUGUAACGUUUUAAUUUUAUCUUUCUUUUCUACACAGUUUACACUUUCCCUUCUACCACUCUUCGCGAGUAUAAUUUUGCAAUGUAAAAACAAAAUAAAUGUUUGUUAGAAUGA
This is a messenger RNA of Macrosteles quadrilineatus (aster leafhopper), 5651 nucleotides long. It is a transcript of the gene cora, whose product is annotated as protein 4.1 homolog. Gene Ontology annotation, molecular function: actin binding; structural molecule activity. The coding region runs from base 170 to 3817 and encodes 1215 amino acids. Gene Ontology annotation, cellular component: plasma membrane; cytoskeleton. The transcript has 20 exons. NCBI's taxonomy places the organism in Eukaryota, Metazoa, Arthropoda, Insecta, Hemiptera, Cicadellidae. The record is from RefSeq and is a predicted model, not a curated record.